CGAACAACUUGAAGUCUCACCACUCGGUUCUCAAACCCUUCUCCUCGCACAAAACGAAUCAUGUCCUUAGUGACGGCAGAAGAAGAGACUGCAGUUUUGUUGCGUGCGCAAUAUGUGGACGCCUUGUGCGGUUUCGCCUUCGCUGUCGUACUUCUAUAUGACUACGUAUUGACGGUUGGUCAAGAGGUAAAUCUCAUUUGGAGGAACACAACUGGUGCCACUGGCAUCAUCUUCAUCCUGAACCGAGUCAUAACACUGGGGCUGGUAUAUGAAGGUGCCGUACAGCCUCGAAAUUACACAUACGAAAGCUGCAAAGGCAUCACGAUCUCAUCUUUGAUAUGCGUUCUAUUCUCGUAUCAGAUGUGGGCGACUAUAUCUGCGAUCAGAGUAUAUGCUCUCACCGGGCGGCGUCUGUGGCUGUCGGUGAUGACGUUCGCACUGGGGAUGGUACCAUGGGGACUGGAUGUGUACACGAAUACUACGUUGUAUUUCACAGUCGUUCCUGUCGAAAGUCAGCAUCUGUGCCAAGAAGACGACAACGUAACCAAUGCAUUCAUAGAAAACAUAGAGCUACCCAUAUGCCGUGCAUGCAGCAUAGCAUCCGACCUUAUAGUUCUACUUGUGACUAUAUAUAAGGUACUCCCCCGUCCAUUCGUAUUCUCGCAAAUCUCCAGCCACUCCUUUACGCGGAUGUUACUCAGAGAUGGCCCGAUGUUGACCACCCUCAAUGCUCUCGAGAUUGUUCUGUAUCUGACCAUAUCAACCGUCUUCGUCUCUCGAUUCAUACUGAACCUACGUGAAUGUGCUGCUGUAUCGGUCGUGAAGCUCGACUCUCAAGAAAGUUCCGAGAGCACGGCACGACAGGAAUCACGGACAUUGACCUUUGCGUUCUCUUCGAUCACGCACCUGGAUGCAAUGGCAUCUUACCAAGACGAUGCGCUCACAAGUGAAGUACAAAUGUCGGACAUCGGGGACACUGGCAGCGCGGGAUGUGAAGAGGACGUCGCAGCGCGCAUCGGAACGGAGUCGGAUGCCGUGCAGUGAUAGUGAUUCCACUCCACCUUCGAUGCGCUUGAGAUCGUUCUGUACUUGACCCCAGUGCGUGACUUUGGGCGUGCUACGAGUCCAUUUUGAACUCGAUGCCGCUGACGUAGCUGAUAGAUGGAUGAAUAUAUCAACCACCUCAUUGCACUGCAUACGUUCUGCUUCAUGGACCACGACUGCGUGAGGUUGCUCAGACUAGUCAAUCGCACAGUAUAUAAGAUCAAACAUUGUUGUCUCUCGCUUCGCGUCGAAUAAUGACGACA
Fomitopsis serialis is the source of this 1307-nucleotide messenger RNA. RefSeq lists its product as uncharacterized. The transcript has 12 exons. The coding region runs from base 61 to 1044 and encodes 327 amino acids. The record is from RefSeq and is a predicted model, not a curated record. NCBI's taxonomy places the organism in Eukaryota, Fungi, Basidiomycota, Agaricomycetes, Polyporales, Fomitopsidaceae.